Molecule: messenger RNA, 2843 nt
Organism: Lytechinus variegatus (green sea urchin)
Lineage: Eukaryota; Metazoa; Echinodermata; Echinoidea; Temnopleuroida; Toxopneustidae
Product: monocarboxylate transporter 2-like
Exons: 4
Coding region: 361-1752 (463 amino acids)
Biological process (GO): transmembrane transport
Molecular function (GO): monocarboxylic acid transmembrane transporter activity
Source: RefSeq, a predicted model, not a curated record
CAACUCCAGAUAGACCGACUGUGUGCCGUUCGAAAUAACGAAACAGCUUUGAUCGGACUGGGGUCGAUCUCGGAGGUGUGACUGAAGCCUGAUUUGACCUUCUCUUCAUCGUAGUUUCAUAGCUCUGUAUCUAACUUCAAUAAGUAUACAUGUACACAUAUCUCUCGUUAACAUAAUGAUGGUAGCUCAACGGUCAAGCGAAAAAAAAGACGUGUUUCACAACAGAAUUCAACGUAUCGUAUCUAACUAUGCUGGCAGUUAUGGCGGACUGAUCAGAUAUGUACGACCAGAUAUGGUCUACCAUUAUUCUGGAACAAAAUGCUAACAUUUUUAGCGACAGUACAGUGAAUAUUUUCUAAGAUGGAGGGCAUUCAAGAAUCAGAAGAUAAAUGGAGAUACGUCAUCGUUUUGAGUAAAUUCGUCGUCCAGUUCGUUGAGGUAGCUACGAUGAAGUCGUUAGGAGUUUUGAUUCCAACGAUGCUAAAUGUGUUUUCCACGGACGCAUCGUCUUUGGGCCUGGCCUGUAGCAUGCCGACGGCGGUGAUGUUGUUUGGAUCCUUACCCGUGGCGUAUGUACUGAAGAGUAGUUGCGUAUCUGUUCGUAUUAUGGCGGUUAUUGGAGCUAUCAUGGCAUCGUUAGGAAUCAUCAUAUCUGGCUAUCUGACUUCGGUAACUGCUCUUGGAUUCUGUCUUGCUUUAACAGGAUUUGGACUGUCGAUGGGAUAUCUACCAACCAAGGUCUUACUCAACGAUUACUUUCAGGGAAGGUUCGUACUUAUGAACGCCAUAGGCAAUCUCGGAAGCACUGCCGGUGCAUUGAUAGUUCCGGUCAUCAUCGAGCGGGCGCUAGACGCCUAUGGAUUUAGUGGCUCCAUGCUCAUCCUCGGAGGUAUCAGCAUGCAUGCCAUUGCAGCCAGUUGUGCUCUUAGGUCUGCCAGAACGGUUAAGCGAGGUUACCGGAAAUUCACAAAGAUACAGAAACAAGGAAACGGUUGGGAAGAACCGUUAAUUGAUCCAGAUGAUGAUGGUGAUGGAGAAGACUUGAUGAUGACUACAAUGGAUGAAGAACAGCAUAGGUCAGAUGACGUUUCAUCAUCAAGAGCAACCUCGAAAAAUCGCGAAGAUCGGCGCUGGACAUUCCGAUUACAUCGUUGGCUUCGGGAUUCCAUUAUCAUCCGGGAACCACUUUUACUUAUUUCACUACCCUGUCUCUUUUUCGCAUCAUUCGUAGUACAGUCAUGGAUUCUAUUCCUUGUCCCAAGAGCGGUAUGGCACGGGAUUCCGAUAUCAAGAGCUGUCUUGUUGUCGUCUAUUGCUGGUGGAGGUGGCAUUCUAGGACGGACUUUAUGUAUUACAGUUCUCUUCUUCCAAGUUGACUUCAUAUUUGUUUUCCUGAUUGUGGGCAUCGUGUCAUCAACUACCUUCUUAUUCGAUCCGUUGAUAACAUCCUUUCCCACUAUGUGUGUCACAGCAUUCAUCCAGGGGACGUGUAUCUUCAGCUUUGGAAUAUCUUCGGCUGCCUUUCUCAAGGGGUCAGUGUCUGAUGAAAAUUUCACCGUUGCAUCAGGGAUUUUUGGUUUUAUGUACGGAGUCGGCGGGAGUGUUGGAAGCCUACUUUCGGGUCUGAUCAUGGAUAAAACUGGAUCUUACACAGCAGUAUUUCUAAUUCUUGGCGCCAUUAACUGUUUAAUCGUCAUCCUCACCUUUGCAUUCUUGAUUGCUCGACGGAGACGGGCUGUAGCUCGUAAAUAAAAGAGAACAUCCAGACAAAUCAAGAAUUUGAUCAUAAUUAUCUUCGACUACUGUCAAAUCAUCAUGGCAAAUCAUGAACUCAUUCCAUGUAUGUGUGGUAAGAGAAGAUGGUGCUAAACUUCUCUGUCCUUCAGUAUAUGAGACGGGUAGCAAAUGUUAGUCAAAUCAUAAUAAAUAGUUGUGAGGUCUUUGUCAAAAAUUGGCGAAUCGGAUCAGCAGUUCCUUCCUCCGUUUCGGAGCUGACGGAAAAUUGUAAAUAUGUCGUUUGUUCAUGCAGAAUCCGGGACGAAACUGCUUUUUGAUUCACCAAUUUUCGACAAAGUCUUCUUGCUUUCUCUUUGUAUUGAAGGGCAGUUGACAAUACAUUCUUUAUGUGCUCCAAAUCGUUCUGCGUCACAGUUGCAAAAAUUACAUACUAUGUAAUAGAAUACCGAAGCGAUGACGUCAGUUGCCAGGGUACCAUGGCGGCCUGGUUCUAAACAAAUGAACCCGCCCAAUGAAAGCGUGUUUCUCAUAGAAGAAAAUGGCUGCUAUCGGAAUUGAUCGCUUACAACCUAUUUUUCAGACGAGCAAAAGUCAUUUGCAAAUGUGUACAGACGAUCGUCGGCUGAUCAUGGUAACUGAUGUCACACUUUGGUACUCUUAUAAGGAAGAAACACUGCGUCCACCUAUCCAGCAUAAUUUUGUCAAUAUCUUCAAUCAAUAAUUCAUCAUGUUUAACAUGUCUUAAAAAUGUGGUAUAAUCAGGAUAAUGGAGAUCACAUUUUUUGUUGCAUAUGCUAUGAUUGAAUUUUAUUUCAAUAAACGAAGGUGAUGAUUCCAGAGAGAGAACUUGUCGUCAGAUUUUUUUCUUUAAUGACGAUAUUUGACAUAAAAUGAUCAUUUAGGAGUCAUUCAAAAGAUAAGGAUGAUAAAAUAUGAAUUCACAUUAGACAAAGUAAUCGAUGUGUAUGAGCCUAUCGUACAUUUUCAAUAUAUUUUCGUGGAACCUCUUUCAAAGGAGUAUGUAAUUAUUGCCUAAAGAGAAUUCAGACAAUAACAAUUUAUUUAUAUGGAAUUAAAAGAGAAAACAAUAAAUUUCAGUAGAAUGA